GUCCUUAUUCUGACAAGAAAGAACUCAAAGCUAUAAACGAUAUUUACCAUACUAUUAGUAAAUGGUACAUUAUCAUACUAGAACGCUACAAUAAUGGGUUAUUAGAUGAUAGAAAAUUCGAGAGCUUUUAUCAUUUGUAUGGUCAAGUAUCUAAAGUCAAAGAUAUUAGGAAAAGACUUGCUAAUGUACUUAGAAGUGAGGGAACGAGCUUACAAGAUUUAACUGUAUUUGUUCGAUAUAAAAUUAGAGAGAAUUAUAGUAAUAUACCUAAAUUCAAUUUUUCAUUUUCACCAUCGGUAUCAAAGUCCACAACGCUUUCAUAA
This is a messenger RNA of Funneliformis mosseae, 323 nucleotides long. The record is from the annotation of a GenBank genome assembly. Lineage: Eukaryota; Fungi; Glomeromycota; Glomeromycetes; Glomerales; Glomeraceae.